AUGGUUGCCGGCCUCAAAUCUGUGGGCUAUGGAAUGCGCCUCGCGAUGCUUGAUCUUCCUCUGGAGUGCCGUCGCCUCCGAGGGGACCUAAUUCUUAAUUGCGCCCUGUUUGGACCAGCCUUGGCCAGCAGGUUUUUCACCGUUGACCCAGAAAGCACACGGCGGGGACAUAAACCCAGUUUAAAGCACUAUUGGGCACUUAUAUAUGCGAAUCCUCGCGCUGGCGAGCAUGCUGCCCCGCGCUGUGAACAUAAAGAGCGGUGCUUGGGCAAUAGCCCUGAUCCUGCAGGUGGCAAAGCUGGGAAAGAUUCCGGGAAAGCAAAAGCGAAGGCGAUAUCCCGCUCGCACCGCGCGGGUCUCCAAUUUCCAGUUGGUCGUAUUCAUCGGCAUCUCAAAACACGAACCACUAGUCAUGGACGCGUUGGAGCCACUGCCGCAGUGUACUCGGCAGCGAUUUUGGAAUAUCUAACCGCUGAGGUAUUAGAACUAGCAGGGAACGCCAGCAAGGAUCUAAAAGUCAAGCGCAUUACUCCGCGUCAUUUACAACUGGCUAUUCGCGGAGACGAAGAGUUGGACACAUUGAUCAAGGCCACGAUCGCUGGUGGUGGUGUUAUUCCACAUAUCCACAAGUCCCUCAUUGGAAAGAAAGUUCCACCGCAGAAACCGAUGGGCAUGUAAUUAAAGCUUUUAAUGAGAGUGCUCGCAUUUAUGUGUUCUGUAUAAUUGAUUACUGUAUUAUUUUUCUGUACACUUGAGUCACAUCACUGUAAUUUAUCCAUAUUAUAAGAUCAGUCUUUUGUCCCUAU
Molecule: messenger RNA, 806 nt
Organism: Opisthorchis viverrini
Lineage: Eukaryota; Metazoa; Platyhelminthes; Trematoda; Opisthorchiida; Opisthorchiidae
Exons: 4
Coding region: 1-678 (225 amino acids)
Cellular component (GO): nucleosome
Molecular function (GO): DNA binding; structural constituent of chromatin; protein heterodimerization activity
Source: RefSeq, a predicted model, not a curated record